GAUACGAUUUGUGAUUUGUAUGAAAAUCGGGCUCCACCAUGCGGCGUUCGCAUUGAAAAUUUCUGUUUUCCACUUGAUAAUAUUCGUUUGUAAUUAGUCAAUUGAUGCAGACGGCGCGGUUAUUACUUUAUAGUAGUAAUUCUCAUUACUCUACUGUUCGGGCUACUGAAAGGAUGGUUUACUGUUGAGCUUUGCGUUGCUCCUAUGCGCUUGAGUGAAUUUGAUAUAAUAGUGUGAAAGCAAAGGAAAUCAAUCGGAACAACAAGUAUUGAGGCCGGAUUUCGUGAAGUUAAACAAACAAUUUAGACGACUUACUAAGAGGAAUGUGAAUGCGUAAUGUCGAUAGCGUUGCAAAGGUCAUGCCGGUUCCGAAGUUCAUCUUUUCACUGACGAACGGGCGGUGAUUAAGUUUCGUACUUUUAAUGACCUCCCCUUGGUGCUCUAAAAUUCAUAGCCGGGUCUUAAUGAGCGUUUCGAAACAGAACAGUCAGUCAAAACUGUUCUAUCUGAAAACUAGUUGGAUUCUUACUUAUCUGCAACGGGUCGUGUAAAGUUAUUAUUUCUAUGUGGCAUUGUGCGAAUUGAGGACGGGUAUCGAGCCGGAAAAAUAAAACAAGAUUCGUUUAAGAUAAGAUAGUGCGUGCUGAGUGAUUCCUUGCUUAUGGCAUAUGGAGUUCAAUGAGUUGUGCUGCUUAGAUCUGAUAUGGAAAUAACUGUGGAUAACAGGAGAUGAAAAUUGUUUCCAGUGCUGAAAUUUUAAUAAUUAUCGUUAGCUAAUCGAAUGAUUGUUAAUUGUACUUAGUUAUCGUUUCCUUUUGGCUUAUCACCAUGACGUAAUGUGAUAUGAAAUUCUGCAAAAGCCAUAAAGCAGGCGGGUAGCAACUAACGCAUAAUAUGCUCUUUGGAACGGUGUGAAUUGUUACUAUUACUUCACCUUCAGACAGUGAAAUACAAAUUGUUACCUUAUCAUACUGCAAAUAUGAAUGCAAUACACGCAAAGUGGAUAAUUUUACUUUUCAUAUUAAUUCGGCCGUCAUUAGGCGAAAUUGCCAAUGAUAACGGUGUAGAUGAUUAUGUGGGUGAAAACUAUGAGGAGGACGAUUAUGACUAUGAUUUAAAUGAAAUACUCAAUGAGACUGAACCACCAACAACCUCCUCUACAACUACUCCAGCGCCUACAACUCGAUUUAGUUCCAGGACCAAAGCAACAACUCAAAGAAUUCCAAAACUUUUAGGAGGAACGUUUCAAGAUACUCCAAAUUAUGUUUGUCCGGAGGAAUGCAACUGUAAUUUCGACUUCACUUACAUCAAUUGUUCAAUGCGAAACCUUGAACAUGUGCCAUACGCGCUUCCACACGUAGUUGAAAAAUUAGAUUUAAGUAGCAACGUUAUAAAAAAAUUGGAACAAGGAGAUUUUUCUAGUUGUAGGAACUUGAAGGAACUGAUUUUAGAUAAUAAUCCAUUGGGCACUGUUGAUUUUACGAAAAUCUCAGGCCUUGAGAAACUACAAUACCUUUCCCUUGUAAAUAACCAUUUAUCGCAAAUCGACAGAAAUGCAUUUUCUAGUUUAUAUGCAUUGAGGACCUUGAACCUCAGUCACAAUCCAAUUGCCAUAUCCGCCAGUUCAUCAUCACAUUCGUUCCUCAAUCAGCCAAAUUUACAGGAGUUGAGUUUGAACAAAUGCAAAGUGCAUGGAAUUAAUGCUAACACGUUCAGUAAUUUAACUAGAUUGACCGCACUUGAUCUGGGGAAUAAUGAAUUCGAUGAGCAAAUCGAUAUAAAAGUGUUCGAACCUAUGAAAGACCUCGUGAAAUUAAAACUGCCUGAACUAGAGGAAAACACCAUCAGAGAAUUGUGUAAACUCCUAACAUCAAUUGAUAUAAUCAGCUUUCCAAAAUUCGAUAUAAGUUGUUUCGAGCUUGAAUCGGAUUCAUCAUUCGAUGAUAGUAUCAUUCCGAGACAAUCAUCCGAGGGCGAUGACAACGGUAUGCCCAGUACUGAUGACAAAGAUGGUUUGAAAUCCUUCGCUUCAAGAGAUAACUCGAGCAAUGCGGACAACAAAAACGGUGAAAAAUCGAUAAAAAGUGAGCAAGAAAGUGUUCCGAAGAGAAGGCGUCCUCCGUCAGCCAUGGAACCGACGCAGAGAAAUAGAACUCUAUCUGACAGUCUUUCAAAUGGCACCACACCAGCUAUAAAUCAACAAACAGACGAUUCUGGCGACGAGGAGGAGUAUAAGGUUGCGAUAUCAUCGCAAACAAUCAAUCAUAUCCUUAUUGGAAUAAUAAUAGUCGCAGUUGCUGGGAUUAUCAUUGGGAUCAUCUGUCGUCGGGAUAUUUGUGGUGUUAAAACGAAAAUGUGUCGUACAAGACGCCCGCCUCCGACAGACCAAGUCCGGCCUGCUGAAGAGAUACCAUUGAAUAAAGUUUAAGUUAAAAGUUAAGUGAUACAAACGCGAUAUAUGUAUUUAUGGAGCAAAUUGUAGAGAUACUAAGUUAAAGAUUAAUUAGAACUAUGAAACAUUAAUUUUUUAUAAAGACUAAUUUUAGAUUUCACUAAGGAGAUCGAAUACUGACAAGUGAAUAAAUUUUAGAGAAAAUUAUUAUUUAUUUUGUAAUAUAAAUCGUCAGUUUAGUAUUUAUCUACUUGCAAGAUUAAAGAAGGUUUCAUUUCUGUUUAGAGGAAUUUGUUAAAAACGAUAUUGUGUCAAAUUGUUCGGCAAUAAAUGAGGUGUUGAGAUA
This is a messenger RNA of Hermetia illucens (black soldier fly), 2738 nucleotides long. Its product is annotated as serine/threonine-protein kinase 11-interacting protein. Gene Ontology annotation, molecular function: protein binding. Bases 980 to 2428 code for a protein of 482 amino acids. Lineage: Eukaryota; Metazoa; Arthropoda; Insecta; Diptera; Stratiomyidae. The record is from RefSeq and is a predicted model, not a curated record. The transcript is spliced from 7 exons.